UCCAUUCUCAUUGGGUGGAUGUGUUUGUCGUGUCGCUUUGGCAUAGACUGCUUUGACUAGAGAUCUAGAAAUCUAGUGUAUUAGGCCUAUCGGUCUUUUUAAUGCACACGCAACGAUGGCGAUCAUUUUGUAUUUAUUGAUAUCCUUUUUCACAGUUAUUAAUGCAGACGAACGAACAGACGACACAUUUUUUGUUAAACCAGGAGCAGGAACCUUAAGCGUUCAAACCGAACUGAAAAAUUACCAGUGCAAGUUCUCUUACACAGCACAAGGUGGAACUCAUGAGGAAUGGUCUCUAAGCCUAGAAAUCUUAGAUGGUGGAAAUGCUGUUAUGUGCACUGUUGAGCGAGGUGUUGCAUCGUAUCUGUUCUUCCAAGAUUUUAAAAUGGAGCUCACAGGUCCAAUGGUAUCAAUAACAGAUGUGGAUGUUAAGAAUUCUCAAAGAGACAAUUUGAGUUUGCAAAAGGAUGAAUACUUACUGGAAAAAAAUUCAAUAUCAAGUAUUGCUGGGAAGUUUAAAAACCAUUUAGAAAAAGUUGCUGUUUAUUCACCGUUAUCUCGUGAUGACCUUUAAGUUAUUUUUAGUGUGAACCACAAAGUAAAAGAAAAUAUCCAUUACAUGUUACCCUUAGGAGUUUUAUAAAUGUUUUUUCUAGAUUUUAUGCUUGUUUUACUUCAAGAUCUAUAGGGAAGCUUUGAAUGUUUGAAAUGAAUAAUAGUUCUGAAUGAUGUGCAAGCAUGUUGAUAAUUAUUUUAUUAAAAUGUAUUUUAUUGAAAUUGUUUGACAUUAUAUUGGCAAUAACUUUAUCAAGUAAUGAUAGUUUUUUUUUAUUACAAUUGCAAUGGGCAAGGCCUAUCUUUGGUAUAUUGCACUUUUUUUUGUCACUGAAAAUUAGAUAUUUUUAAAUUAAACAUUUUUAAAUUUUAUUAAAAUUCAUUUUAACAGUUAAGUUUUCACCUAGAAAAGGUUAUAAAAUUCCACAUAUAUUAUUUCAGACAAUUAAUAAAUGUGAACACUAAAUAAAAUAUUAAAUAUAAAGUAAAGUAUGCUAAGUUUGUUUUUGAAAAACACAUCAUAUUCAUCAACUCAUCAUUAAAAUGUGCCUAAAUCACCAUUUUCCUUAAUUUUCUAAAGCUUAUUUUGAUUUUCUUUUCUGUUUAUAUCUGUUAACAGUUUUAUAUUGCAUUCAGUGCAAUAAUGCACAAUUUUUAGAUUUUAAACAUUUAUGGUAGAAGGACAGUUUUUAUUUAAAAAUUUUAAGUUACAUUGUUUUUAUGUGGGGCAAUAUGGUUAAAAACCAGCUGAAAGCACCAGAUCUGAUGGAUCCUUACUUGAGAAAAUCCAGUUGGGCAUAAUGCAGACCUAUUAAUAUGGUUAGGUUUAACUUCACCUCGUCUGCCCUAUUGGCUAUCAAGUAACAAACAUACAGUAUGAAAUACAAACUUAAACAUCUUGGUUUAUGAAGCUAAUUCUCUAAAUUUUAAAAAAAAUUUAUUAUUAAUUUUUUAUUAUGCUUUGUUAUUCCACAAUUUAAUAACCACAUGGUAAUGUUAGUUACAGUUAAUGUACAACUUGUAUUUGCUUUUAUUCGUUACACUGGGA
Molecule: messenger RNA, 1603 nt
Organism: Physella acuta
Lineage: Eukaryota; Metazoa; Mollusca; Gastropoda; Physidae
Product: myeloid-derived growth factor
Biological process (GO): positive regulation of endothelial cell proliferation; positive regulation of angiogenesis
Source: RefSeq, a predicted model, not a curated record